CGUGUUUGAGGAUGAUGGUUUCGUGCUCGCCGCCCUUUUUUUUCUAGCUGUCUGGCACAGCUGCUUUUGUUGUUCAUCUGCAAGGAGUCACAGUCAGCAUCAGGCCAUCCGUCUCUCGUUCAUCUCAUAUAAGACAAUCAUGGCGGCGAAUGCCGUUCCCACGACCGUCUCCAUUCGGUCCCCAUCCGCCCACACGCUCGCCGGCGCAAAGAACGUUAAGCCGCCCAUCUCACCACCGACCGUAGAAUGGAUGUCCGGCACUUGGCACGUAACACAUUCGACGCUGUCCAUGUGGAAGGACCGCUUCGGCGUUCGGAUCACGUAUACACCGCUCUCGUCCUCUAUCCGGAAAGAAAAGAAGGCCUUUCCCAACCUCAAAGACGUCGUCGAGUACCAGAACACGCCUGGGGGCAGAUAUUCCAGCGUGAAUGGCGUCAGUCGCAGCGUGACCGUGCCGGAUCUGGGAACCGGCUGGGCUUUCAGCUGGAGGGGCAAAGGCUUGCUCAUGAUCGCCAACAGUCAGUGGGAGGUGCUGGGAUAUGGAACUGACCUCUCGGGCGCGAGCUCAGAUGCAGAAGGACAGGGUAGAGACUGGAUUGUCACCUACUUCGGCGAGACCAUCUUCACCCCCGCGGGCAUUGACAUAUACUGUCGAAGUGAGGAUGGCGUGAGUGCCGAGUGCCUCGAAGCCAUCAAGGCCGAGCUUGCCAAGUUCGAAAGGCCCAGCCUCAAGAGGCUAUCAACCGAACUCUUCGCGAUCCCGAGGAAGUAAAGCAAGAAUGCCACAAUUUGUCUUAUAUUUAGCGAGGAUAGAGAAUGCAAACAUCAGGAGGGCGGAGCAAUGUGUUGAGACCAGGUUAAAUUGGUACCUCGUUAUGAUACCCGACACAGCAGUCACCAAGGAUAUCUGCCAAUCAUCUAUAUAGCAUAACGCCUGUAAAGUACAAUUCAAUCGAUUCUAAUUACCAGAAGCCCUUUUACGCCAUUGCAUCGCGAAG
Messenger RNA from Verruconis gallopava, 998 nucleotides. RefSeq lists its product as uncharacterized. The transcript has a single exon. Lineage: Eukaryota; Fungi; Ascomycota; Dothideomycetes; Venturiales; Sympoventuriaceae. The record is from RefSeq and is a predicted model, not a curated record. The coding region runs from base 140 to 772 and encodes 210 amino acids.